UGGAGAGAGACCAACGACCGGGGGGGGGGAUCGUCCGACGACAAUCAUAGUAGUUUUCUAGCGCUUGUUAAGGGACUUCUACGCAUUUAACGGGCAAUUGAAAAGGGGGAACUAUCCUAGCGUCGAGAAAGUCUCUCUAUAGCGGUGGAUGGUUGCAGGAAGCGGGCUACAAUCUAGGCAGCUCAAACAAUCAAUAUGGUUUUCUCUGUGUUGGAGACGACUUAUCAGCAUGACAGUCUGAUGUACCUGCUGGACUACUUACUCCCUGCCAAGCAUCUUCUAUACAAACUACAGCAGCAUGCCUGUCCCUUCUGUUGAAGAAGAGAGAGGUCUUACAGUGAUAGUGGACAGCAGACAGUCUCCCCCCUCUACUCUCUGCCUCGCUGCACUGAAACAAUUCCGGACUGUUCCCCUGAGUGUGGAUAAACACAGAGAGCUGAUGACGAGCGUCCUGGUCAACCAACAGCUAACUGAGCUGCAGCUGAAGGGCGGGGCCUGGCUGGCAGGACUGACCACAUCAGGACUGGCAAAGAGAUCCCCGGACUGCAGGGAUGCCUUGGCUGUGACCUCAAACCUCUAUGAUAGUGUGGACAACGCCCUCCACCGCCUCAUCCAGAUGUCCAAUCACAGAGUCAGCGCCCUGGAAGCCCUCGGUCGAUUGGCUGCCAUGGUGGACAAACUGGAAAAGCAAGCUCUAUCUAUUAUGGUGUAGGAUGCUGUGUUCAGGGAGGCAGUACGUGGCCGUGUUAAAGGGUGUGGAGGAGACCUACCUGCCCCUCUUGGAGGGUCCAGACACCCCGUCCUCCCUCCGGGGGAAAGCAGGCCUCCUUUUCCACAACUUGGCCAGCUUCAGCACCUUCCACUCGCAGUACCUCCUCCCAACCAUGGAGGGAGCUCUACUGCAGAGUCUGCUGAAACAGGACCUCUUCAGUAAACAUAGAGAGGAGUUUCUCCAGUACUCUCACUACAUAUAGUGAGGACCAAACCAGAAGUGGACUCCUUGUUGGUCACUUAGGCUAGACUUCUUCAAGCUCAGACUCCCUGCCACCCCUCCUCUCUCCCUCCUGUCCUUCCCCCACUGUCUCCAGGCCCCUACACAGACUGGAACAGUACUGUGAUGUUCUAGAGGAGCUGGGAAGGUUAAACCCCGCCUCUGACUCCUUCCUCUCCGUCCUCAGACACGCCCAGCGCCACGGUGAGGACCUCCGGGCCAGCGACCUCAUCGUCAGGUGUCCGGUCCCGGUGGCGGAGCGUGGAGAUCUGGUGCGUCAGGUGUGUGGGAGGACCAGGAGGAAGAAUACCGGGGUGUGUUCCUCUAUCAACCCCUCAUCAUCUUCACCAAGCAGAAGAGCCCGGGACACACCGCCUACAGCUUCAAUCACAGCAUCAAGUGUCAGAGUGGAGAGGAGAGGGCAGCCUGGACACACGAUAUCGCUCAGCUCCUUUGGACCCACACCAUACACAAUACAGUUCACAGUAGCUGUUCAGACUCCUCCUCUGUUGGCAGUCAGAAGGAGGGGGAAUCCCCAGCAUCUGGGAGGGGACACACACACAGAGCACUAAAGGAGGCUCCCUCUGCCAAGAAUCUGAAGCAUGGCAUAUCAUCACACAUACUACUGAGAAUGGAUUCUCCUCCUGAGUGUGUGUUGGCUCUGUCCUAUGAGCCGCCCCAGUCACCCCCUACACUACCAUCUCUGGACCACAGUCCUCUGGCCUCCCUUCACUCUUGCUCCCAACUCUCCCCUUUACACAGCCUCCUGGACCUGCCUGUCCCCCUCAGUCCCACAGCCCUGUCCCACACCCCGACCUCCGACACCCCGGACACCACCCCCUACUCCCCCCUCUCCCCCUUCCCCCUCAAUCACCACAAUGAGGAAGAGGAGGAUGAAGAGAGGCUGUCAGUCCCUCUGUCCCCCACCCCAGCCAUUGCUCUCUUCCCGGGGGGUCUUCGGGAGGUGUGUAGCCCCUCUCUGGAGAGCUCUCCUCCGGCCACUCCGACAUCGUCAGCCCCUCUCUCAGGGUUCGGGGCCCUGGAGCUGGCUCUGUCCUCCGGGCAGCAGGGUGCCACCUGUAGUGAUGAGCUGGACCUCCAGCUCUUCCAUAAGGACGGGGGGAGUCUGUCAGGAUCAAUUCCUGGGAUGGUGGGUGUUUCUGGGGGUGUGGCCGGGCUCAAGUUCCCCUGCUUGGUGUGUGGGAAGAAGUUCCGCUUUCAGAGUAUCCUGUCGCUCCACGCCCGCGCUCACAGUCUAGACAGGGACCGCCGCACCUCGGCUCUGUACCGGACCGGUACCGCGUCCGGUAGCAUCAUUGGGACGGGGUCCAAGCCACAUCUCAAGACCCACCAGAACCACAAGGAUGUCGGGCAGAACCACUACAGCCAGCUCCAGAGCCCCCCGCUGUCUGGAUCUCUCACCCAGGGCCUUAGAGGGGAGGACAGGGACAGGGAAGCCCUAGAGGAGGCUCUGCAGAUGGAUCACCAGACCCUCCAGCAGUUCCUGAUGGACGACAGCACACAGCUGACCCCUCUGCUGACCGAGGAGGUGCCCCUCUCUGUCUCCCUCACCUCCCCCUACUCCUCCUGCGGCCUGGGUGGUGUGGGUCCCACCAUCUUGGAUAAAGCUACCGCCGUCACAGCAGCAGCGCCCGCGUUCCGCUGCCACGCCUGCAAAGGUAAAUUCCGCACCGCCUCGGAGCUGUCUCGCCACGUCCGGAUCCUCCACAACCCAUACAAGUGCACCCUGUGUCCCUUCUCUGCCAGCCAGGAAGAGCGCCUGUCCGCACACCUCCAGGACUGCCACCCCUCCCUGUCCUCCCUGUCCCUCUCCCCACCUGUGGACCUCCCCACCCUGCCCCCCUACACCCCCAGACACCCCCCUAUUGUAACCACCACUACCAUCAUCGCCACCCCCAUUCCAGACGCCCCCCUGCCCACCCCCACUAUCACCCCAACCACAGCCCCGGGCCCAGGGGCAUCCCCUCUGCCUGCCUUCUGCUGUGAGACAUGCGGCCAGCGCUUUACCCAGUCCUGGUUCCUGAAGGGCCACAUGAGGAAGCACAAGGACUCUCUGGACCAUAAGUGUCAGGUCUGCGGCCGUGGCUUCAAGGAGCCCUGGUUCCUCAAGAACCACAUGAAGGUGCACCUCAACAAGCUGGGCCUGAAGGCCGGUCUGGUGGGGCAGGUGGCCCCUGGCGCCGGGGCUGAACAAGGAGGGCCCAAAGGCUCAGUCACCAACCAGGGCCUCAACGCUCUCUACUCCAGCCUCCUGCUGGCUCGUGGUGGGGGCGGAGGUGGUGGUGGAGGGGGGAGAGGCGGACGAGGAAGGGGCGACCGGGACGGCGCCGGAGUCUCUAGUAAAUCUGCCAUCUUAGGCUACCUGGGGUUGCCUAGCGACGGCGGCGCCAGCUGCAUGGAACGACUCCAGGCAGUGGCUCAGGUUGCAGAGAUGGGGAAUGGUAACGGGGGAGGAGGAAGAGGAGGAGGAGGUAGAGAGACAACAGAUGGAGGAGACCAGAUAGCCAUGUGGCAGUUUGUAGCUCGUAGCCUGGUAGCAGCUCAACAGGCCCAGCAGCAGCAGCAGCACCGAGCCCCAUCCAGGAGCACCGUGGUUGGGGAAUCUGAGCAGGUCAGGGCCUACCUUGGAGGUCUGGAUCCCCGGGAGGAGCCGCCGUCCUCCGGAGCCCCAUGGGAGUGCCCCGACUGUGGGAAGCUGUUCCGGAGCCUGCAGCAGGUGGUGGCGCACGCCCGCGUCCACGUCCAGCGGCCCCAGAAGAGCCACGGUCACCCUCCACGCCACGCCGGGGGAGGAGAGGAGGAUGGAGGGGGGAGCCGGGGUGCGGAAGGACGAGGAGGAGGGAGAGGAAGUAGUACUGAAAGAAGACAGGAGUCCAAACUUCAAAGUGGAUCUCAGCAUCAGCAUCAACAAGCAGUCGUCGGAGGGUUCCACUCAGUGAUGUCACAGUUCCAAGGAGAGAAUGGUCUGUCUGGCUCUUCGUCAGGCUCUUCGGUGAGCUCUAGGGAACGUGUGCGAGGCACGGGGGUGAAAGACUGCCCCUAUUGCAGUAAAGCUUUCCGCUCUUCCCAUCACCUUAAAGUGCAUCUGAGAGUUCACACAGGGGAGAGACCGUAUAAAUGUCCCCACUGUGACUACGCUGGCACCCAGUCAGGCUCUCUAAAGUACCACCUCCAGAGGCACCACAGAGAACAGAGGAACACCAUGGGAGCCUCUUCAUCCACUGCCUCCUCCCCAGGCCUCACCACCGCCUCCCUGGGCAGAGGGGGAGCUCCACAGGGGGAGGGGAGGGAGGGGAUGACCAAGCAGCGCCGGCCCCAGAGCCUCAACCACAGCUCGGCCACCAGAGGCCCGGCGGAGACGCCUUCCUCCAGGCACAAUCAGCACCAGCCCUGGAUCCUGGGCCUCCCCGAGCAGAGAGACAGGGAACACGCGAAGGCCAUGGCGGGACUGAGAGAGGCAGAUCUGGAGAGCCAGUACCGGUAUCUGUCCGGGGUGAUGGGGGCUUUGUACCAGGGAGGGAUGGAGGGAGGGUGGACAGGGGAGUCACCAACCUCCACCCCCACCCCAACCCCACCAAAGGCGCCCAAAGUGUCCCGCCGCAAACCGCUCACCACCAGCCGUAUGGUGCCAGCUAAUGGGAGGGAGCGGAAGGGAGGGGGGUCAGCUCCUCGGGGUUCCCAGGAGGGAGGGUUGUUGUCCCAGCCCCUGGACCUCUCCCGCCGCCCCUCCCCUGGGCUCGGAGGUCUGGAGGAGGAUGGAGUACCAGGAGGAGGUGGAGGAGCAGGGGAUACCCUCAACCAGUGCCUGUUCUGUCCCUUCCGCACCUCCUCAGCCGAGCUCAUGGCCAUGCACCUCCAAGUCAACCACACCAGCAAGUCCAGGCGUAAGAGGAGGGCCCUCCAUCCCCAGCGCCCUGGGUGACCACAGGCCCCAGAGGCCUCCCCAACCCCGGGUCGACCCCAACCCCAACCCCCUGGCCCUGUGGAGGUAUCUGAGCGAGGCCGAAGACCGGGCCCCCCUGGAGGAGUGGGCCUCAUCCAGGAUGGAGAGGGAGAGGGGGUGGAGAACGGCCUCACACCAGAGGAAGGGGACCUCGAGGGUAGCUACGACCACCACCACCCCCAGGCUUCUAACCGGGCCUCCACCACAAUCAGGAACACACAGAGUGGCCUCGCCAGUAGUAGGAAGGAUGAGGAAGAGGAGGAAGAAGAGGAAGGGGAGGAAGAAGAAGAGGAGGAUUUGGAAGGGGAGAGCAGUAGUCCUGGGGAUUCUCCUAGAGAGCAUGGGAUGAGGAUGUCUCUCACCAUGUCACCUACCCUCGGCUCUGACCGUCUAACCAGAGGGGAGGAAGGAGUGAUGGGGGACUAAACAACAACAACAAUGUCAUCCUGCAGAGAGAAGGGAAAAAGCGGUUCAACUAGACAGGAAGGAAGUUGUUUGGGGGUCAUAGGUUGGAGGUCAAGUUCAUAUCACCUCUUUUACAUAGUUCAAGGUCAUUGUCAAGGUCACGACCCCUGACCCUUGACUUUCAAGGCCACGGACUGAGAACCAUGUCCAUGGAGAGGGUCAUGUAAACAACAGCUCACACACCUCCUUAGGAACCCCUUUUAAACAUCCUCCAUUUUUAUCUCUCUUCUUUUAAUAUUUACAUCCCGGGAGUUCAGUGCAGUCCUCUCAAUUUUCUCAACCAACCACAACCCCCCUUGUACAAACACACAGUACAGUGUAGGACUUUUGAGGCCUUCUCUUCUAUAUUUCAACAUUUCCUGUUUUCCAUUCCAUCUCCUACCAAGAGGGCUAAUUGUGAUGAUUUGAUCGAGAUUGUCCUCUUGCUGCUGUGAUUCUUAAUAUUAGUAUGUGAGCAAAAUGAAACUGUGACAUUCUACUAUUCCAGAGAACACAAAAAGGAUUUUAGCAGACCUUAUACUUCAUGUUUUGAGAAUAAUAAUACUUAUAAGUGUAACAUUGUUGAUUAGUUAUACAACCCACCGCUGUGAAUGGAGGAAAUCUUCAGCAGAAAAAGUGUCAAAAUAAGCCAAACUUCAUCACAACUGCCGUUUAAAUAAGAUACGACUUCUUGACACUUUCAAGGUCAUAUUAUGGUCUGUUCAAGAGCACCGAUUUCUGGAACCGCGGUUCAACCGGAACCAUUCAAGCCGUCAACUCAAGCUAAGCUAUCCAGCUGUCUGCAACAACAACAAAAAACACAACAGGAGCAACUUUUUAACAGACAACUAUUGACAUGACAAUGAUCAAGGACAAGAUGAUCCUGGACCCUGUUGUCACUGCCUCUCAUUGGUCGGAUGGCUGUUCCGAGGUCACCAUGGGAACAGAGGAGCAGUUUGUCAUUUCCUGUUUUCCCCUCAGUUUAGUGCCUGUCUAUGUAUGCUAUGUCGUCAAGGGAGAUCUACAGUAUAGACCAGUGUUUCUGGGCUCUUAUAGAACAAUGAUAUCUGAGUAUACAGUAUAAAGCUAAAGUAUAUAUGUUUAAAAAAUGGUUCUAGGGUAUUGUGAAUAGAAAGCUGUAGUGGUAUACAAAGUGGUGUGGAUCUGUCUCUCGUUACAAGAGACCGAUAGCAUCUCUCUGUGGCUUCUGUGAAAAGAAAAAGAUAAAGCACUUAGUUGAUGAUGAUGAAACAAUAGAUAUACAUAUGAAUCAACAGAGGUCAAGGUGAAAGGUCAAGAAGUGAAAAUGUAGGUGAAAGGUCAGAGGUCAGUGUUUACAGCAGAAAUGCCAGCGUGUUCAGUGUCUGACAUGGGAUAACGGUUAUUUCUUACAUUGUCGUGGUGACCAACUGACCACUGAACAAACAGAAGACUGUUUUGGGGGACACGGGACCGACAGACAGACAGAUGGACGGUGCAUCCCGAACACAGUCAGCUGACACGUCUGGUCAGGUGACCAAGGCUCCACGACCGUGUCACACUUUCAUUUCAUUCUUUUUACCAGAAAAAGAAAAAAAAAACAAGGGGGAGGAAAAAUGGAGGAGAGAAAAGAGUAAGUUCCCUCACAGAGCAGGGGACUGAAGCUGAGAAAGGAAACUGUUGUACUCUUGGGGUACGCCGUCUUUUAGAUGACUAGAUUCAUUUCUUUUUAAGAGAAGAAGAAGAACAAUAGAAAAGAGUAAGCAUUAAAAAAAACUAACAAAUCAAUAGAUACAUUCCGGUAGAAUGUGUGUGUAGCUUUUGUAAAGACAAGAAGAUAAGAAAAAAAAUAAGAACAAAAUCCCUUUGUUUAUUUUCAUUUCAAGAAGAGAAGCUUACAGAGAAGGUUAUGAAUAUAGGUAAUAAUAAUAAAUAUAAGGCUUGUUGUUGUGAGGAAAACACUAGUUGGAAUGUCUGUCUAUCAGGGUUGGGGUCAAUUCCAUUUCAAUUCCAGUCAAUUCAGAAAGUCAACCCAAUUCCAAUUCCAAAUUUUCCCCAUUGAAGAGAAUUGGAAUUUCAGUGUACUUCCUGAAUUGACUGGAAUUUAAAUGGAAUUGACCCCAACCCAGCUGUCUAUAAAGAGCACUGUGCAAGGUUUAUAAUUUCCCAAAGUAGUCAUUUUUAUUUUGACUUUAUCUAUAGACCAAACCUAUAUCUUAUGAAAAUAUGAUGAGUCACAUUCUGUUGGAGUAAAAAGCUGCCGUUUCCAUCCCCUCGCCCCGAUCAAUCAAUCAAUCAAUCAAUCAAUCAAUCAAUCAAUCAAUAAUCCAAUCAAAACUUUAUUCUCAUGUUAUUAUUAAGUGCUUGUAUGAGAUUCAAGUUUACAUCACAAAAUAUAAUUUGAUAUAAAAAUAUGAACCUAUACCUAGUAUCACAUACCAUAGCCAUGGUAUUGUCUUAGAGCAUCAUACCACACACAGUUCUGCACACAGUGAACAUGCAAAUAUCUGGGAAUACAUUUUUUUUAAAUCCCUACUUAUGAUUGUAAACAUCACUAAACUAUUUGAUUGGAUAAGUCCUGCCUUCUCGCCCUCUUUGCCCAUUGGUUGACGGCGAGAGCCUGGGAUUGGAACCGCAGCCUUACUUUUGGUUUAUGUGCAUUAUGUGUUUUACUUCUAUCCUCAUUAGAGCGCCUUAUAUGAGUUUAGAAGUUCCCUAAGUGGUGUUUCCUUAAAGACAGGCUACAUCCAUAACAGCACCCUAUUCCCUAUAUAGUCCGUUACUUUUGACCAGGACCAUUGAGCCCCGGUCAAAACUAGUGCUAUGCACCCUGGUCGAAAGUAGUGUACUAUUUAGGGAAUAGAGUGCCCAUUUGGAUGUAGACUGUAGUGUCAAAGCCACCGUGCCUUCUGUGUCAAGCACUUCCUGGAUUUGGUAUUUUGUAAGCUCACCAAAAGCACUUAGCCCACAUCUCUCUCUCUCUCUUUCUCUCUCUCUCUCAUCCUCUUUGUGACCUUCCAAUUUUGUUCUGUCCACUCCCUCCCCCCUUUCAAUCCCUUUAUCCUUUCAUGUCUGUGUGCAUGUCUCUCUCUCUUUUCUUCCUCUCUUCCGUAACCUGUUACUCUCUCUCUCUCUUCUCUACCUCCCUUCCGUAACCUCUCUUUCUUUUCGUCCUCGCCUCUGUAACCUGUCACUCUCUCUUCUCUACCUCCCUUCCGUGACCUCUUUCUUUUCUUCCACUCUUUCACAACCUGUCACUCUCUCUUCUUCCUCUCUUCUGUAACCUGUCACUCUCUCUCUCUGUGGCACCAUUAGAAGGUGAUGAUGUGUACUAUCUGGUAUUGAGGCCUUUUAUUCUUAGAUUCGUAUUGUCAGUUUGUGUGAUGUCCGUACGUUUGUUUGACAUUUGAUGCCUGAUGAGAUGGAGUAACAUGAUGAGAUGGAGUCUUCUUAUAAUUAUUAUUAUUAUUGCUUUGGCAUUAUUAUGGAGAAGAAAGAAAGAAAAAAAGAAAAACAUGUGUUGUUUAAUGUUGUACAGAACAUUAUAGCACUAGAGAUGUUGUGUUUUUAAAAAGAGAGCGUAAACCCAAGUGCUAGUCCCGCCCACUCCUCCCUCCCAUUGGCAGAUAGGACAAGUGCCCUGCCAACAAUAGGAGAAGUGACCUAAAGGUAACUGACUUGCCCUCAAACUGACAAACAUGUUCGAUCCAAUGAAUAUAAUCUACAUCGUACUCUUAAAUUGCCCACAGAAUAUAUCAUAUUUUUAUUUAAAUGCUUUAACCAGGCAAGUCAGUUAAGAACAAAUUCUUAUUUACAAUGACGGCCUACCCCAGCGACGCUGGGCCAAUUGUGCGCCGCCCUAUGGUACUCCCAAUCACGGCCAGUUGUAAUACAGCCUGGAAUCAAACCAAGGUCUGUAGUGACGCCUCUAGCACUGAGAUGCAGUGUCUUAGACCACUGCGCCAAUUUGGAGCACUAUAUAUAAUGUGAUAAUAUGAAUGUCCCAGACAGGCAACAGGCAAUCUUAAAUAUUUCCUCAAUUGCUUUUUGCACUGAAAAAUCUCCCUGAAACAUGCUUGAAAUCUUUUAAUUGGUGCCUAGCUACACUCACCGGACAGUUUAUUAGGCACACCUAUCUAGCACCCCCUUUUCCUCAAGAACAGCCUAAAUUCUUGUGUCAUUCUACAAGGUGUCGGAAACAUUCCACAGGAGAUUGGUCCAUGCUGACACGAUGGCAUCACGCAGUUGCUGCAGAUUGGACGGCGGUACAGCCUGUUCCUUCUCAUCCCAAAUAUGCUCUAUUGGGUUGAGGUCUGGGGACUGCGCAGGCCACUCAAGUACAACUCACUGUCAUGUUCCAGGCAAUGUUUUUCCACUCCUCAAUUGUCCAGAGUUGGUGAUCGCGUGAUCACUGGAGCCGCUUCUUCUUGUUUUUAGCUGAUAGGAGUGGAACCCGGUGUGGUCGUCUGCUGCAGUAGCCCAUCUGUGACAAGGAUCAACGAGUUGUGCAUUCUGAGAUGCUGUUCUGCACACCACUGUUGUAGUGCGUCGUUAUUUGUCUGUUUUUGGCCCACCUGUUAGUUUGCAUGAUUCUUGCCAUUUUCCUUCAACCUCUCAUCAACGAGCUGUUUUCACCCACAGGACUGCCGCUGGCUAGAUGUUUUUUAUCUGUAGCACCAUUCUCAGUAAACCCUGCACACCGUCAUGCUCGAGAAGCCCUGGACGGCAGCCGUUUCUGAGAUACUGGAUCUGGCACAGACGAUCAUACCAUGUUCAAAGUUGCUUAGGUCACUCGUUUUGCCCAUUCUAACGUUCAAUCGAACAGUAACUAAAUGCCUUGGUGCCUGUCUGCCUGCUUUAUACAACAAGCCAUAGGCAUGUGACUCACUGUCUGUAGGAGCGAUCCAUUUUCGUGAAUGUGGUGGUGUACCUAAUAAACUGUCCGUCCACAAUAGUGUAUAUUGUUGACCCUUAAUUUCGUAGUUGGUUUGUUCGAAGAAAAAAACGAUGGUGGUGUGUGAGGGCAUCUUAUAGCGAUGGGUUGUGUCCCAAAUGGCACCAUAUUCCCUAUUAAAUGCCCUGCUUUUGACCAUUGCCAUAGGGCUCUGGUCCAAAGCAGUGCACUAUAGGGUGCCAUUUGGUCCAAUACCACUGUCUGUUGGAGAGGUGGAGGGAAGUGCUGGGUUUGGGCUCUUGUGUAGAUGACUGCCAUUGCAGUGAGGGAAAAAUGUACCUAACAUAGUAGUAACUAAUAAUAUGAGUUUGUGGACAGAUUUAAAAAAAAAAAAAAAAAACAUUAGAGAUGAAUAAACGCAAAGAAAAACAAGG
This is a messenger RNA of Salmo salar (Atlantic salmon), 10706 nucleotides long. The record is from RefSeq and is a predicted model, not a curated record. Lineage: Eukaryota; Metazoa; Chordata; Actinopteri; Salmoniformes; Salmonidae.